Molecule: messenger RNA, 2203 nt
Organism: Clupea harengus (Atlantic herring)
Lineage: Eukaryota; Metazoa; Chordata; Actinopteri; Clupeiformes; Clupeidae
Product: septin-8-A-like
Molecular function (GO): GTP binding
Source: RefSeq, a predicted model, not a curated record
UCUAGUAAGAAGCCAUAUUGGAUAAGACCGACCGAGUCGCAGCUAGCUCUACUCAGGGAGCUCAGGAGCCAAUUUUAAAAAUCUCUUUUUCUGCUGAUACGCCUUCAUUAACAUUGCAAUGGCUGCCACCGACUUAGACAUUUUAGCCAGUGAAGGGAUGAGGAGUCUCUGUCUGGGCGGCCAUGUUGGCUUUGACAGUCUUCCUGACCAGCUGGUCAGCAAAUCGGUGUCCCAGGGAUUCUGUUUCAAUAUCCUGUGUGUAGGUGAGACUGGCAUUGGGAAGUCCACAUUAAUGAACACUCUCUUCAACACCACGUUUGAGAAUGAGGAGGCCAGUCACUACAUGGACGGGGUGCUGCUUCGACCCAGGACUUAUGACCUCCAGGAGAGCAGUGUCGACCUUAAACUGACGAUCGUGGACACUGUAGGAUUUGGAGAUCAAAUAAACAAGGAAGAAAGCUAUAAACCCAUUGUGGACUACAUUGACACACAGUUUGAAAACUACCUUCAGGAGGAACUGAAAAUAAGGCGCUCCCUCUUCAACUACCAUGACACUAGGAUCCACGUUUGUUUAUAUUUCAUUGCACCCACGGGACAUUCACUGAAGUCACUGGAUUUGGUCACCAUGAAAAAGCUGGACAGUAAGGUAAACAUUAUCCCCAUCAUUGCAAAAGCCGACACCAUAUCCAAGAGUGAGCUUCACAAGUUCAAGAUCAAGGUGAUGAGCGAGCUGGUUAGCAACGGCGUUCAGAUCUACCAGUUCCCUGCAGAAGACGAGGCUAUUGCAGAGAUCAACUCCUCUAUGAAUGCUCAUCUGCCCUUUGCAGUGGUGGGGAGCAGCGAGGAGGUGAAAGUGGGAAACAAAAUGGUGAGAGCCAGACAGUACCCAUGGGGAGUAGUACAGGUUGAAAACGAGAGCCACUGUGAUUUUGUGCGGCUGCGUGAGAUGUUGAUCCGGGUCAACAUGGAGGACCUGAGGGAGCAGACGCACGCCCGCCACUACGAGCUCUACCGCCGCUGCAAGCUGGAGGAGAUGGGCUUUAAGGACACAGACCCCGACAACGAGCCCUUCAGUCUCCAGGAAACGUACGAGGCCAAGAGGAAAGAGUUCCUCGGCGACCUGCAGCACAAGGAAGAGGGCAUGAGACAGAUGUUCGUAAACAGGGUGAAGGUGACCGAGGCAGAGCUGAAAGAGAAGGAGAGAGAGCUGCACGACAGGUUUGAGCUGCUGAAGCGCACCCACCAGGAGGAGAAGAGGAGCGUGGAGGAGAAGAGGAGAGACCUGGAGGAGGACAUGAACUCCUUCAACCGCAGGAAGGUGGCGGCCGAGACGCUGCAGGGCCAAGCAUUCCAGGGCUCCGCACAGCUCUCCAUCAAAAAGGACAAGGACAAGAAGAAUUGAUUUCCAUCCGCACAGCAACCAAGAGCAUCCAGGGAUUUGUCUUCCAUCUCCAUAGCAACACAAGCAUAUGUGUGUGCAUGUGUAUGGUGUGUGCGCGCGUCCGGUGUGUGUGUGUGCGUGUGCGUGUGCGUGUGCAUGUGUGUGUGCGUGUGUGUGUGUGUGUGUUUUGCGUUGUGUUGCCUUUUUUUACCAUUCCAUGUCAUCCAGUCUUUGGAGAGCAGUGCUGUUACAAAUACACGCCAAGAGUAGGUAUUCUCCAGCGGAUAGCCACAUGUCAAUCAACACUCCCCCCUCAUGUGAUUGGACGAGGGUGAGGGGCAAGGGUUGUUUCGAUCUGGCUAACAAUGUUGUCAUGGUGAAUGCACUCACCAGAGGGCAUCAAACACGUAGACUUAACAGGAUCAGACGAAGCAUUUAUUAUUCCACUGAUGACGUUAACAUGACGCGAUGUGUCAAAUGUCUGUUGAUGAAAACAAGUAUGGAUGCAUACAAUGUGAACUUGAAAAGCUGAUGAUUAAUAUAAAAUAUGUUGAUAGUGUCUUACAAUGAAUUAUUUAAUAACACUGUUUGUCUUGUUUUUUUUUUCAUUCUAAAUAGUUUUAUACAAAACCAGAUAUGCAUUUUGAUACAUUGGACUGUUUGUGGGAGUGAACUAAACUGUGGAAUUGACAACCUGUUUCCAGACAGGACUAAAACAGUUAGGGCUUACAUUUACAAACAUUUACUUAAUACUAAGCAAUAGAACCUCCUGUAGCUUUCAUUUGUACUUAAAUAAAACAAACAAAAAACACUGCAACAAUA